UAAAUUAAGUAGGACAGCCUCUUCUCUAUAGAGUAUGCAACUAUGCCUUGUGCACUCCAGUACUACUCCGUAGCUAACUAGCAAGUAAAUAUAUACCGUGUUCCUUGCGAAGAUUAAAUAUUGCCAUUGAUCACUUGGGCACACAGCAAGAUGGCAGCGCCGGCGCGACCACCGCCGUCGUCAGCAGCACUUCUCUCUGCGAACCAUGGCUCUGCUUGUCGCUUCACCGCCACCGUCUCGGCGAGCCGGGCGCCGGCCGCCGCCGUUAACGUUGUCCACAGUCGUCGCCGGAGCGGGACCUGCGCCAGACGAUGGAUCACCGGCGCCCGCCGCCGGGCUACUGAGCUCUCGAGGAUAAGGUGUAGCGCCGUCGACGGUGGCCGUGGCGGCGAGGCGACGUCCGCUCUCGCCGCGGUCACCGCCGUGGAGCAGGAUCACGCGGCGGUGAUCACGAUGAAGGCCACGGUGACGGCGAAGGCGCCCGCCGGCGCCCGCGGCUUGCUGUCUCACGUUGGGGUGGACGGCGUGCGUGACGACAUUGCUGACUUCACCCAAAGGAGCUUGUUCCUUGAGCUCGUCAGCUCGGAGCUGGAGCCAAAAACAGGGGAGGAGAAGUCGACCAUCUCGGGGUACGCCCACGUCACGCGCCGCGACGGCGCCGGAGCCACGUACGAGGCCACGUUCGCCGUGCCGGCCUCGUUCGGCCCCGUCGGCGCCGUCCUCGUCGAGAACGAGCACCACCGCGAGAUGUUCCUCCGGGACAUCGUCCUCACCGACGGCGGCUCUUCCUCCUCCUCCGCCGCCGUCUUCGAGUGCAACUCCUGGGUCCAUUCCAAGUUCGACGACAGCCGCAAGCGCGCCUUCUUCCCGCUCAAGUCCUACCUGCCGUCGCGGACGCCGCAGGGCGUGGCGAGGCUGCGCAACGACGAGCUCGCCGCCGUCCGCGGCGACGGGCACGGCGAGCGCAGGAGCUUCGAGCGCGUCUACGACUACGACGUGUACAACGACCUUGGCAACCCCGACGCCGACCCGGCCACGAAGCGCCCCGUGCUCGGCGGCAAGGACCACCCCUACCCUCGCCGCUGCCGCACCGGCCGCCCCCGCAGCAAGAAAGACCCGUCGUCGGAGAAGAGGAGCAGCAGCGUGUACGUGCCGCGGGACGAGGUGUUCUCGGAGGUGAAGAGCGCGACGUUCAGCGCCAUGACGCUGCGGUCGGCGAUGCACGCGGUGGUGCCGUCGAUCGAGACGGCGCUCGUCGACGCCGCCAUGGGCUUCCCCCACUUCGCCGCCAUCGACGCGCUCUUCGACGACGGCAUCAAGCUGCCGGGGGGCAAGAACGGCCUCGACAGGCUGCUCACCCUCGUCCCUCGCCUCAUCAAGGCCGCCGGCGAGGUCUCCGACUUCGUCCUCCGCUUCGAGACGCCGGAGAUGAUCGACAGGGACAAGUUUGCAUGGUUCAGAGACGAGGAGUUCGCGAGGCAAACGCUUGCAGGGCUCAACCCACUGAGCAUCCAGCUAGUCACUGAGUUGCCCAUCACCAGCAAGCUGGAUGAGGAAAUCUAUGGCUCGCCGGAUUCCCUGAUCAUCAAGGAGCUCAUCGAGGAGCGGAUCAACGGAGCCAUGACUGCACAGGAGGCACUCGAAAGCAAGAAGCUGUUCAUGCUGGACUACCACGACCUGUUCCUGCCGUACGUGAACAAGGUGCGCGAGCUGGACGGCACCACGCUGUACGGCUCGCGCACGCUCUUCUUCCUCACCGGCGACGGCACGCUCAACCCGAUCGCCAUCGAGCUGACGCGGCCCAAGUCUCCGGCGAGGCCGCAGUGGAGGCAGGUGUUCACCCACCGCUGCGACGCCACGGGCUCAUGGCUGUGGAAACUCGCCAAGGCGCACGUCCUGGCCCACGACUCCGGCUACCACCAGCUGGUCAGCCACUGGCUGAGGACGCACUGCUGCGUCGAGCCGUACAUCAUCGCGGCGAACCGGCGGCUGAGCAGGAUGCACCCCGUGCACCGGCUGCUCCGGCCGCACUUCCGGUACACGAUGGAGAUCAACGCGCUGGCGAGGGAGUUCCUCGUCAGCGCCGGCGGCAUCAUCGAGAGCUCGUUCUCGCCGGGGAGGUACUCCAUGGAGCUCAGCUCCGCCGUCUACGACGCGCUCUGGCGGUUCGACAUGGAGGCCCUCCCGGCCGACCUGAUCCGGCGGGGGAUGGCGGCGGAGGGGGACGACGGCGAGCUGGUGCUGGCCAUCGAGGACUACCCGUACGCCAACGACGGGCUGCUCGUCUGGGAGUCCAUCAAGGAGUGGGCGUCCGACUACGUUAGGUGCUACUACUCGUCGGCGGAGGAGAUCGCCGGCGACGAGGAGCUGCAGGGGUGGUGGACGGAGGUGCGGACCAAGGGCCACGCCGACAAGAAGGACGAGCCGUGGUGGCCGGUGCUGGACUCGCACCAGAGCCUCGUCCAGGUGCUGACCACCAUCAUGUGGGUCACGUCGGGGCACCACGCCGCCGUGAACUUCGGACAGUACCACUUCGCCGGCUACUUCCCGAACCGGCCGACGAUCGCGCGGCGGAACAUGCCGGUGGAGGAGGGAGUAGGCGGCCGCGAGAUGGAGGCGUUCCUGGCCAGGCCGGAGGAGACGCUGCUGGGGACGUUCCCGUCGCAGAUCCAGGCGGCCGUGGUGAUGACGGUGCUGGACAUCCUGUCGGCGCACUCGCCGGACGAGGAGUACAUGGGCGCGCGCGCGGAGGCGGCGUGGGCGGCGGAGCCCAUGGCGCUGGCGGCGUUCGAGAGGUUCAGCGGGAGGAUGAAGGAGAUCGAGGGGAUCGUCGACGAGAGGAACGCGAGGGAGGAGCUCAGGAACCGCUGCGGCGCCGGCGUCGUGCCGUACGAGCUGCUCAAGCCCUUCUCCGGCGCCGGCGUCACCGGGAGGGGCAUCCCCAACAGCAUAUCCAUUUGAGCUCCAGCACAAAUUAUCCAUUUGGGCGACUAUAUUAUAUAUAUCGUUGAUUGCAGAAUAAAUUUGGCUGCUUAAAGGGUUUUUGAUAAUUCAGUGGCAUGACAUACUCUACUAAAUGGUUAGAUAUUUUUCUCCACGGUCUUCGAGAUUCGUGUAACAUUAUGCUAGUAACAUCACUAUAUGCUACGGAUUACAUAAUAAAUUGGGCUCCUUGCAGUCAUAUUCUACUAAAUGCCUCGAUAUUUUUCUAUGUUGGCUUGCAUUAGUUUACUAUGUUGGUGCUAUAGAUGGUCAUAUGGGCCGCCCGGCCCUGCAUCAGGGGCGAAGCUGUAUGUACGAAGGGGUUCAAAAAAAAAAUUUAGCUAGAGUUUAUCAAUUUUUACUGUAUAUUCAUUCCUUCAAUCC
This is a messenger RNA of Oryza brachyantha (malo sina), 3366 nucleotides long. RefSeq names its product lipoxygenase 2.3, chloroplastic-like. Bases 151 to 2961 code for a protein of 936 amino acids. Gene Ontology annotation, biological process: lipid oxidation. The record is from RefSeq and is a predicted model, not a curated record. NCBI's taxonomy places the organism in Eukaryota, Viridiplantae, Streptophyta, Magnoliopsida, Poales, Poaceae. Gene Ontology annotation, molecular function: metal ion binding; protein binding; oxidoreductase activity, acting on single donors with incorporation of molecular oxygen, incorporation of two atoms of oxygen. The transcript is spliced from 7 exons.